Messenger RNA from Klebsormidium nitens, 1718 nucleotides. NCBI's taxonomy places the organism in Eukaryota, Viridiplantae, Streptophyta, Klebsormidiophyceae, Klebsormidiales, Klebsormidiaceae. The record is from the annotation of a GenBank genome assembly.
GUAGACUCAGAAAGAUCCAUUGUGAACUGUAACUGGGGUCGUCGAGCAAUAUUCGACGGCCACCACGGCACAAGGAAAGCUAUUCCUCUUCGCAGCUUCUUCUCUUCCUUCCAGAGCCGCACAUCUCUCCCUCUCAUAGAAAGGCGCUUGCAUUUUCAGAAAUCUGUCAUUUGUUGCACAGCAUUUGCUCUCCGGACGCUGAAUAUUACCGCCUCAGCUUAGGUCGUGCCCGUCGAAGCUCCUUACCGUAGGCCGCUCUUCAAAAUGGCUUCCUCUAUCAUCGCCUCGCAGGCGGGAGCGUUGAGCGCAAUUUCAGCUCUCAGGGACUCCCAGGUCCGCGCAGCUGCGGCUGGUCCCUUGCCUACUGUAGCUGUCCCAUUGCCUAGGGGCAACUCUUUUGGGAAUGGGAAAGCAUUCGUUGCUGCAGCAAAGACCUCUCGCCCGAGCAGCCGCGGGACCAGCUUUGUUGCCUCUGCCUCAGAGGAGGAGUCUGCCUCUGUGGCCGUUGAGGAGGAGAGCGAUGCAGCGCCCUUCACGCACGGGGAGUGGAGCUCCACACACUCCAUUCUCAACUUUGAGGACGUGAUGGCCCACUACGAGCCAAUGAUGUUCAAGGAAAACGCCCAGCCUAGCACCCUCCUCUCCGACAUCAUGGCCACUACCGUCAAGACCGCCAAGGUGACCGACAAGGUUUCGGAGAUCACGGGCUUCUUUGAUGAGAUCAGCGGCCUCCCAAUCGUCAGCGAGGACCUCAAGGUGGUGGGCGUUGUCUCCAAGAAGGACCUGGAGAAGUCCUCUGACCCGAACGCGUCUGUUGGGGACAUCAUGUCCACCCCUGUUUACACUGCCACCGACUCCAGCACCGUGUCAGAUGCCGCCGUGCUUAUGCUGAAGCACAAGGUGCACAGAAUCCCUGUUGUCAACGAAGCGGAUCAGCUCGUCGGUAUUGUCACAAGGACAGAUGUCUUUACUAAUCUGGAAGGCAGCAACUAGACAAUAAUGCACGGGGGGUGCGCACGUGAGUCUCCGUGAGACUUCUGACUUCUGUACAUUGUGGGGCCUGCAGAGAUUGUGCCAGCUUGCUUGUGUUAGAUAAGGGGAGGGCGGGGUACAUCCGGGGUUCAUUAGGAUCUUGAUUUUGCAGUUUAGCUUGUCUUGCUCUCCGUAGUCAGCUUGCUUUCAGAUUCCGAAUUUGAUCUCUGGUCGUCAAUCUAGACAGAGGUUGAGAUGGUGAGCUUUGCCUUGACGAGGUGCACGUGUCGUGUUGUCUUUCAAAAAAGGUGUUCAGGUAGCUCUUGCAUCCGAGUCUCACAUGACAUAUGCACAGCAAGUAAAUACGUCCAACGACCUCAAAGCCGUUGUGCAUCUACACAACUAAUGUUGACGUUUGGCCAGUGGUUGAUCUAUUAAUUAUUGUAUUGGUACUCACGCCAAUGCAUCCGAGGCAACUUUGCACGCUCAACCUCGAUUAGGGUCAUCCUGUUUGUUUGGCGAUUGCGGCGGUUGAGGACCACCGUCUUCAUGCGCAGUGCCUCAAGUAAUCCUGCCGUUGUACGGUUAGCGAAGCUCAACCCCCUGAUCUGCUUAGUGUGAGUGAGUCUAUGACUAGGUGGCAGCAGUUCCGUUAAGCGACUGACCUCAUGUAUACAAACAUUGUACGAUCCGAUCCGCGUCAGUUCCGUCAAACCUUUUAAAUUAAUGAAGUUGAAUCAAACCUG